Molecule: messenger RNA, 498 nt
Organism: Paraphaeosphaeria sporulosa
Lineage: Eukaryota; Fungi; Ascomycota; Dothideomycetes; Pleosporales; Didymosphaeriaceae
Exons: 1
Coding region: 72-407 (111 amino acids)
Source: RefSeq, a predicted model, not a curated record
UAUCGCUUUAAUUCUACAAUAAUACAGUUCAAAGGACCGCAAACCUGGAGGAAGAUCGACCGCAUACCACCAUGCCUCUCCGCAUCUCUAACACCACCUUCUUGGUGUCUCGGUUCCGCCCCUUUAAGCGCUCCUUCACCACGUCCCCGCUCCAUGCCGAUGAGAAGCGUAUGGGCUCCAACCUACAGGCCAACCAACCUGAUUCGAUCAGCGCCAAUGUGAGGAGUGAUACGCCGAAUACGGAUCAGCAGUCAAGUGCUUCAUCGGAAGAGCGCAAGAGCGGAGACGACCAUCCGGCGAAACAGCCGGAUUAUCAGGCAGAGCCUACUAGGAAGACCGGAAUUGGCGGUGAUGAGAAGGUGAAGGGGGGUAAAGCGGGGUUGGAGAAGACAGGUGAUAAGCAGUAGGGUUGGAGAGGAGAAUUCCGAUGGGCGAACGCUAAAUGGGUAGGUAGUGUUGCGAUCACCAUUUAACCUUUCACGCGCAAAUCACUACAGU